Messenger RNA from Lactuca virosa, 1689 nucleotides. NCBI's taxonomy places the organism in Eukaryota, Viridiplantae, Streptophyta, Magnoliopsida, Asterales, Asteraceae. The record is from the annotation of a GenBank genome assembly.
AUGGGAAGACUAGACACCAGCGGUCUUUCAAUGGUGUCGCAACUUUCUUGCAAAGAGGUCAGGUCAUUUUCCUACCACAUUCUGAUAGCUUACAAGAAAGAUGAGUCUCCCCAUACGAGCGUGUCUGGCCAGCUUACGCGCGACACGAUUGAUGGCAACGAACCAUCAUUACCACACGAGCAGAAAACAACAACCAAAUUAGAACUCGGCUUGUCGAAAUCCAAUAAGUUUGAACCAACAAGUCAAAGAGAACUUCUCUCUCAUAUCCCCGCACAGGCUUUGAGUUCUUAUCAUAAAUCAUCUAAAAGCAACAUGGGUGCAGGUGGUAAUAUGUUGGAUCCAUCAAAGGCCAACGAUAUACUAAAACGUGUCCCAGUUGAGCCACCAUUCUCACUAAGUGAUCUAAAGAAAGCAAUCCCUGCCCAUUGCUUCGAGCGGUCUCUCAUCCGUUCAUCUUACUAUGUUGUUCAUGAUCUCAUUGUUGGCUACGUCUUUUACUUCCUUGCCGAUAAAUAUAUUCCUAUUCUUCCUUCUCCUCUAGCAUACUUAGCAUGGCCAGUUUACUGGUUCUGCCAAGCUAGCAUUCUUACUGGCUUAUGGGUCAUCGGUCAUGAAUGUGGUCACCAUGCGUUUAGUGAUUACCAAUGGAUUGAUGACACAGUCGGCUUCAUCGUCCACUCUGCUCUUCUCACCCCUUAUUUCUCUUGGAAAUACAGCCAUCGAAAUCACCAUGCCAACACAAAUUCACUUGAUAACGAUGAAGUUUACAUUCCUAAACGCAAGUCCAAAGUCACGCUUUACUCAAAAAUUCUUAACAACCCACCUGGUCGAGUGUUCACUUUGGUGUUUAGGUUGACCCUAGGGUUUCCUUUAUACCUCUUAACUAAUAUUUCUGGCAAGAAAUACGGAAGGUUUGCUAACCAUUUUGAUCCGAUGAGUCCAAUUUUCACCCAGCGUGAACGGAUUCAAGUUCUGGUAUCGGAUUUUGGUCUUCUUGCUGCAUUUUAUGCAAUUAAACUUCUAGUAGAUAAGAAAGGAGCUGCUUGGGUAACCUGCAUAUAUGGAGUUCCAGUGCUAGGCGUAUUUGUCUUUUUCGUUUUGAUCACAUAUUUGCACCACACCCAUCUGUCAUUGCCUCAUUAUGAUUCAACUGAAUGGAACUGGAUCAGAGGGGCUUUGUCAACAAUCGAUAGGGACUUUGGCUUCCUGAAUAGGGUAUUACAUGACGUUACACACACUCACGUCUUGCAUCAUUUGAUUUCAUACAUUCCACACUAUCAUGCUAAGGAGGCAAGGGAUGCAAUCAAACCAGUCUUGGGCGAGUUUUAUAAGAUCGAUAGGACUCCCAUUUUCAAAGCAAUGUAUAGAGAGGCCAAGGAAUGCAUCUACAUCGAGCCUGAUGAAGAUAGCCAGCAAAAAGCUGGUGAAUACAAUAACCACAACCUACCAAAAAUAAGUGUUGGUGCUUACAUCAACACCCACCAGCGGAAGAUAUCUGUUUCAUCAUCCCAUUCCAUCAAUUUCACUGAUCGUUUCGAGUUUUCAUCUUCAAAUGAUGAAGAACCGUUCAACCGGUGCGACUUUUUGUAUUUUGAUCUCCCAGGUUUACUAACCCCGGUGAGAAAGCAUCAAAAAAAGAGUGGCGUGUUUCUUUUGAGCAACGGGGGUUUGAGACUUCAUAUGGCAUAA